Messenger RNA from Linum trigynum, 1047 nucleotides. NCBI's taxonomy places the organism in Eukaryota, Viridiplantae, Streptophyta, Magnoliopsida, Malpighiales, Linaceae. The record is from the annotation of a GenBank genome assembly.
AUGAAUGGGUCCGUCUUGGCGUGGAAUGUUCGUGGCUUGUGUGCUUCUGAUAAGCGAGCAAGGGUCAAGGCCAUUAUUAAGAGAUGUAGGGCGUCAGUGGUUGGUUUGGUUGAGACAAAAUGGUGCUCAUGUUCACAAUUUCUAAUCUCUUCAGUAAGUGGAAGUAGGUCUUCUGGUUGGGUUACGAAAAACGCAGUGGAUAGCAGGGGCGACAUUGUGAUUUUUUGGGAUAAGAUGGACUUUAGUUCAAUUGAUUAUUGGGAGGGAGACUUCUCGCUUGCUAUUCGACUUCACUCAACUCGGCUUACUAUCAUCCAGGCUGUUGUGAUCGUGUACAGACCUCAUGAGAAGGAAGAAAAAUUUGCUUUCCUUAGGGAGCUUGAGUUUAUUUGUAGAAGAUAUGAUGAGCCGUUGUGCAUCUUGGGUGAUUUCAAUCUGGUUAGGUCUAAUGAGGACUAUAGAGGCGGGCCUCGGUGUAGAGAGCUUAUGAUGGAGUUUAACAACUUCAUUAAUCACAAUAGGCUGGUCGAUUUACCGCUUCAAGGAGCUCUGUUUACUCGUAGCAGUGGCGGUUCGAACGCCUCUCUUUCUCGAAUUGAUAGGGCUCUUGUGAACUUGAAGUUUGAAGAGUUUUAUUCCCCUGGCCCUGUUCAGGCGUUUGAAAGAGCUGAAUCUGACCAUAGUCUGAUUCUAUUGCAGUGGGGGAUGUUUGAUAAUGUCCAUAGACCUUGGCGUUUUGAGAAUAUGUGGUUGCUUGAGGAAGGUUUCUUACAAAGUUUGAUUGGAUGGUGGAGUAUUCUUGUGAGGGGAUCUGGUCUCUUGUUUUGUGCAGGGAAUAGGCUAAGACAAACAAAACAAAUUAUAAAGAUUUGGAAUUCAGAAGUGUUUGUAAGAGCACAUCUUAAAAUUGAGGGUCUCCUUGAGAAGAUCAAGGAGUUGGAUGAUGCUGAAGAAAGGGAUCAGUUGUCUGAGCUUGCCAUUAAUGAGAGAAGUCUCCUGAAGUGUGAACUGGAUAAGAUUCUUUUGAUGGAAGAAAUUUCGUGGUGA